CACCUGCUCUUAAGGCACCUGACGCGAACCUGCCAUCUCCUCCCCGCUCUUUUGCGAUUGCAGCCUGACCGGACUAAUUCAAUCACUCUUCUCCCUUUCCUUUCUGUCCUUGGGCUUAAACGUGCAGGGGAGCGGAGUUAGUCGGGGUGAAAUUUAGAGUGGAAAAAAAAAAAUCAAGGAAACUAUCAGAGAUGAGACGCAGCCGGAGUUGGUUUCCAACGUCGCAGGUAGCGCACGCCCACAUUUUGCGGGAGGCGCCUUGUGUGUUUGGCUCAGGUGUUGGCUGUUGUUCAAGUGGGCAUCAUGGCUGAAGCAAGACAACCCAGUCACCUUCUAGAUGUUUGCAAUCAAAAAUUCUCAGAAUUCCUGUUCAAUGCUGAACAUAAGUGCUUGGUGUGGUUGAGAGAAAUUGAAGAAGAAGCCAUGAAAAUAUUUGAUAGUAACAACUUUAGUACCGAACCUGAACUGAUGCCCAAAACACCAUCUCAGAGGAAGUAUCGGAAAAAGAAGCGAUCUUCAUUGUUUAAGGAUGAAAAUAAAGAACUAAUUAGAAAAAGAUUAUCUAAAAGUCAUGGCACUGUAAAGACUGAAUCCUUUCAGAAACUUUCUCCAAGAAGAGUACUGAAUAACCUCAACAUGGGAGAUGCAAAAUCUUUGCCAGAUAUUAUGACCAACUCUUCUAAGGGAAGUUCAAAAGUACAAUCUGACAAGAUAGCUAGGGAUCCAGUAGGGGAAUCACUUGUUACUGGCUGCUGUAAAAAUGGUGACGUAGAAGAAAAAAGAAACGAAGUCAUGAAUGGAAUCCCUGAACUUUUUAUAGUGCAUUCAGAUGACCAUUUAGCUGAUAUUUCGAGGAUCACUGAGAUUUCAGACAGUCCUGCAAUGGUAGUUCCAGACAUCACUGAUCCAAUAAAGGCAGAAAAAAAUGGGAUUAAAUCAAGAUUACCAAGUACACCCACUCUAAAAGAAUCUUUAAUUGGGAAGCACACAUCUGGAAAAGAGAUUCCACCCCAAGAAUUAGUUAAUAAUAAUUUGGAUCCAGAAGGAGAACACUCUCAAGGCCUGAAAGAAAGUUCUGCUACCUCCACAGGGUCUUUGUCAGGCCAUCGUCGCCUAAGUAGACCACACAAAAGUCCAAGGAUCUCGCUGGUGGAGAAAUAUUCGCUCAGCAAUAAAAGAAAAAGCACAAUUCGAAAAUCUAUCAGCAGGACAAUUGCCAGGAAGCAAGCAGCUCAGGACUCAUCAUCUGCUUCAAGUCGAGUAAGCUGCCAUAGUUCCACUGAAAUAUUUUUGAAUGAUGAAAACCACAAACAUGGGCCUUUGACACAGAACGCUGAAAUAGGAGAGCCUCUGAACAGUCUACAAAAAGAGCCUUGUGCUCUGGAUGCACCUAGUCUAGUUGUUAGCACACCUUUGCACACUCCAACACAAUUUGAGAGGCACCAAGACAAGACUUGCAGUAAAGACAGACUUAAGACUACCAUUACUGAUUCCCACAUCAGUAAUUCUGAAGAUUUAGCCAGGAACAACAGUCCCCAUGAACAAGUGCAGAAUAUUCGGAAGCAAAGUUAUAGACAAGCAAUGGAGAAUCUACCUGCUCCUUCAUGCACAGAAGAUAAAAAUCCUAGUCCUUUCAGUCAUACAACCACAUCCAUUUCUGCAAAGAAAAUGCUGCCAAUGUCUGGCCCAUACAAGAUAAUACAACCUUUCAAAAACUUCUUUCAAACCAUGCAAAAGAAUCAGCUUCUCAAAUCUCCUGGGUCUUCAGGGAACAAAGUCCCCAAGCAUAGUACUCCUUGUAGAUCUGCGACCAAGGAAAAGGAGCGCCAGCGUCUGGAGAGUCUUAGAAAAAAACAAGAAGCAGAGCAACAGAGAAAGCAGAAAGUGGAGGAAGAAAAGAAACGUCGGUUGGAAGAGAUAAAACUAAAGCGUGAAGAGCGACUGCGAAAGGCAUUGCAAGCUCGAGAACGAGUAGAGCAGAUGGAGGAAGAAAAGAAGAAGAGAAUGGAACAGAAAUUUUCUCAGCUUGGUGAAAGAAAUGACAAGAUGCGAGAGGAGAAAACAGCAGAAGAAAAGGCAAAGAAAAAAAUAUCUAUAAAGAAAAUCGAAGCAGAAGUCCGAAAAUCAAAACUGCCACAAAUGGAAGAAAGGCCAAAACCUCAAGAAUGUCCAGAAAAAUGGAGAACAGUUGGGGAGAUUAAGAAAAUGCUGGAAAUCAAUAGUACAAGACAGGAAAAGGGGCACCAAAGGCAUCAAGAAAAAGAGAAGCUGGCGAAAGUUCAGGAACUCGCUGUAGUUAAGGAAGAGGAAGAAAAUGUAAAGGAAGAAAAGAAUCCUGCCUCACUGGCUCAGCUGCAGCAGGACAAGACAGCUGUGCAGGUGGAAAACGUCCCUGCUGCAUGUGGAUGGCUGAAUAUAACUGCUCAGAAAUCUUAUAGUGGGACUUCCAAUCGAGUAGAUGCCCAAGAUCUGAAAGAUACGAAGUCUCUCAAAGUCAAUCUGAAUGACUAUGGAAUGGAUCUGAAUAGCGACGACUCCACAGAUGAUGAAAGUCAGCCUCGCAAACCCAUCCCCUUGUGGGCCAACGGGGUUCAACUUAACGAAGCUGUUACAUACCAGUACUACAAUCCUCCAGAAAUCAACAGGUUAUUUGGUCACAUACUGAGCCCUAAACUAGAGGAUAUCUUCUAUAAAAGUAAGCCAAGGUAUUUCAAGCGUACAAGUUCGGCUGCAUGGCAAUCGCCACCUCUUCCAGGAUCCAAACCAGCACUCCGGAUGGCCAACAGCAUGAAAAAAUACUGAAAUUAUUUCUUGUCUAGCUAUAGUUAUGUUGCAUUUGUAAACCAUUUUAGUAUUUUAUAUGUUAUAUAAUAAAGGUUGAAAUGUUAUAUCUAUCUUUAGUAUUUCAGGUAACUAUGAUAAUUUGCUUCAUAUUUUGUUCCAAGAGGUUCAUUAUAUUUUCUAGCAUUUGUAGUAAUGGGGAAAAAUUAACAGUAAUCAUAAUCUGAUAUUAUUGCUGGUUGGUCUUUUCAUGAUGCCACCCAAUACUUAAAGAUUCUUAUCUUUGAGAACUGAUUGCUACACUAAUUGUAAGUGUUUCUACCAAGCCAUCUUGGAUGAUUUAUUUCUGUUUUCUAAUUCUGUUCUGGUUUAUGCAUAUUGAACCCUAUGCUUUAUAAUUAGAUCAAUGCAUAUAGAUUCACUUCUCUAAAAGGAUACGCUUUUCUGUUAUGUGACAUACAAAAUUGCAUAGAUUCGCAAAAAAAAAAUAACUAAAAUAUUUUGCUUGUUUUCUAGAAAGACAAUGGGUUUACAGAUUUUACAUUUCAUGAUUACAGUACUUGCCUUGUCAUAAAGAUGUCGUAUAUAUAUUUAAUUGAAAUAGCUAUAUCUAAAAUAAGAUCAUUAGUGUUUGCUGUAUGUUUCAAUGUGUAAAGAGACUGAAGAUUUUGCUGUUAGCAUCUUGAUUUGUAGAGAUGUAAGUCCUAUUUUCUUCUCUUUUAUCAGCAAUGAAGCAUUCAAUGUUUUAAAUAUGGGGUAGCUUUUGCCCCCUGAGAUUUUAAUAAUCGUCCUUAUGAUUUUAUUUUUGAUGAAAUAAAUUUUGGGGUUGUUUCAUAAUCAAGGAGAGGAAGGAGCAAUGAAAAAUGAAAAAUCAUCCUAUAUCAUGUAAGAGUCAACAUACUUUAAUUAGUACCUUCUCAGCAAUUAUACAUAAAAGACACCCAUGUGUGAGAGGUCCAAUUCAAAUAAUAAGGCAACUCUUAGUUUAAAAAAAUAUUGAACCAAAAUAUUACUACUUACUGUUCUACAGGGAAAGUGAAUCCUGGAGUUGAUAGAAUUAAUAGGAGCAGAUUUUCAUUGUAUCUUUUUUUUUUUGUAGCAGACGGGCAAUCUGUUUAAUCAGACCAUAUUCAUUCUUUCUGUGUCUUUUAAACAGCUUUGAAAUUAAUGGAUUAGAGACAUAAAUAAUAUAUGUCUGCAUAAUAAAUAUAAAUUAGAUAUCUGCAUAAAUAAAGAUGGAGAAGAUGUGGAAGUCUUUAAUUCCCUUCAGUUUCCAUCCCUCUCUUAUUUUGUUUUUCAACCAUUCAUAUUAAUCUUUAUAACUUGUAUCGGAAUAGAUUUCUUUGGUUUUUCCUGUUCCAAUUUGGAUAUGCUUAACAACAAAGCAGAAGGAAGAAAAAUCUGAAAUUGUGUAAUGACAGAAAACUGUUUGGUAAUUCUGGAAGGGAAGAAAGAGACAAAAAAAAACCUUGUUCAAGACUGCCUACUAGGAUCAUGAGUCACCUCGAACAUUGAUUUUAAAAAAAUCCAUUCCAAACUCAGCAUCUUUUGUUUGCAAAAAUUUGAGACUUUAUGGCCAUAAUGUAAUUUAUACUUUAGUCUGUAUUGAAGACUUCACAUGUUGAUUCAAAACUAAUGGAUUGUGUUUCUUUGUACUUUUACCAAUUGCAUAAUUGUGGUCGAGGAAGUGUUUGUUUUUGGUAUCUGAGCAAAAUGGACAUGGCAUCUAGUGUUGAAUUAUCAUUUGAUACAAAACACAGCAACCAGUUGAUCUCUGGAAAAAUUAAGAGAAUCCAGAUAAUACCUAUAUUAAAAGCACUGCAUUUGCUAUUAAUUUGUUCCUGAACAAAAUUCCAUGGCAUUAGUUUUAAAAUAUCAUGUGGCUUGGAUUCUGACUAAUUGAGAAAAUACACGUUUCCCCAUUCUUUGAGAUUAUCUAUGGUUGCUAUGGACUUGUCUCACACAGUAGAGUCAAACUCCCCUAUAUUCUGGCGUCCUAAUCUCUUUCCUACCUUACAAAAUGAGAUCAUAAAAUCACAUUUUAAAAACUGGCUCAAGGAUUUUAAGUGAUGAUUUUUAUAUCUCUUGGCCUUAUGUUGUAUAGGUAUUCUUCACUUAAUGACAGUAAUUGAGAUUGGAAUUUCCACUGCUAAGUGGAAAUUCCAACAUGUCAAUUAGUCAAGCGAAUCCCAUGCCAUAAAGUGCAAUAUUAUAUGGUCACCAUAUAAUGAAGCUCCUACUGGCUUCUUCAUUGACCUUGCUUGUUGGAAGCUGGCAGUGAAGGUUGCAAAUGGUGACCAAGGGAUACUGCAACAUCAUAGUUAUGAGUUGGCCACCAGGGACGCAGAUCAUGACUGCAGGGACUCUGUGACUGUAGUAAUUACUGUAUGGUAACCUGUUGUAAGUACCAUUGUGAACUUGAUUGGCUGCUGAACUAGUGGUCAUUAAAUGAGGAUCACUUAUACUAUAAACUGCUGAUAGAUCAAUAGUCAUUUCAGUCAUCGUAGAGAGCUGUCUGCACUUACGGUCUCUGCUACAGUAUCUUGUCAUUAUCUCCAUUAAUAAUUAAAGAGUCUUUGCUACUGUCUCUAGGACUUGAACCUUCAUGUUCUAACAUGAUAGUAAUUAUAUUUGUCAGCUCAGUAAUGUGACAAUGGCUAACACUUACUGAUAAAAAUAAAAAAGUGAUACAUGUUAAGCAAUGCAGGUAAAGGAGGAUCUGCCUCUUAAGAUCUUAACCAAGGUCUUCAGCUGUAUUAUAAGUGUGAUUUGAAAUAACACAUCCUUUUAUAAAAGUGCACAUUUUCUUCAGAAUGUACUAAAAAAAUAAAGAAUAACUGACAUGCUGAAAGUUAAAGAAAAGCAUACAGGAUUAUUUUUAAGUUUUAUUCCAGAGCACUUUGGCAUGCCUCUGAAGUUUCUCAUGUAUUAUCUAAUGAGAAAAACUGCAUUUGUGAGAGAAAAUAUGGACAGCAUUACAUAAUUGCUCUUACAAUGCACAAUUAUAAGGAAGCAAAACUAAAAACCAUUUUGUUGUAUAUCUUGCCCAUAUGUAUCUUGGCAAACCCACAAUCAUCCCAGUGUGUUGAAUUACUGGGAGUUGCUUCAAAGAGCACAACAUUCCUAGCCCUUUCUAAGCUCCAAGGGAUCCACAGAAACCUAUUUAGAAAAAUGGCAGCAUCCUAGAGAUUAGAUUUGCUCUGCUCUGCUCUGCUCUGCUUCUGACUAGCUGAAAACAACUUGGAUCCUUUUGUAUUUCUUUUAGUAAGGAGGAAAAUGUGAGAAUAAUAAUGGGAGCACCUGCGGAUGGGUGGACAUGAUCUGGUACAGUGCGAAUAGGAACAACAUAACCCAAUGGGCAGAGGAGGAAGUAUUAUGAGUAAAAAUAGUGUUGGGGAAGGUGAUGACAGCUGCAGAGACUAGCAGGAAGGAAUUAGAGAGUCUGCAAGCUCCCUGGGCCUCAGGAAGGGUGUGUGUAAGCCACAUUCUAGUUGAAGCUUCUAAGGUUCAUUUUCAACAUACUGGGAAGCCAUUUGGUUAAGGAAAACAGCCUUGCAUGUUAUUGUAGUGCCAUAGUAAAGACCUAGGCAGACAUUUUGCAAGGGGAGAAUAUUUAUAUUCAAGGAAAUAUUACCUGGGAGAAAAAAAUAAUAAUCAGACAUAUAAAAGAAGCCCUUUGGUUUUAUUAGCCUUUGUAUAUUGGUUUUUCUAAUGUAAUUCCCAAACAGGUUUUAUUUGGAUAGUUCCACAAAUGCCAAACAUUUUCUUGUUUUCAAAAAGUACUACUCUCGGUGGCAUGGAAAGAAGUGUCUAAGAUUAACUAGUUUUGCUCUUACAAAAUUCGUAUUAAUGUGCAAAAAGAUUCGUAUUUAAAUAUGCCUAUAAAAUUUUAAAGCAAGGAAUGUCACGGUAACCUUUUUUAAUAGCAAAAUGCAACAAGCAAUUACAACACCAGAAAAAAAUACAAUACUGGUUAUAUAAUACCGUACAUUAAAAAACUAUAUGCAUCAGAGUUAUUAAACUGAGCCUAACAAAAGGAAAAACUAAUAUAAAUAGAUCCAUAUAGUAUUAAAUUUAAUAUCACUAUGAAAUUACUCUCAGUCCUUAAGCUGGUCAAUAAAUCUAGAGCAUAACAAAAACAUUUCAAUGUGGAAAGUAUGUGUAUUAGUUAUGAAUGGGUAAUUUAUGGCCACAAAGAUACAGAGCACACCCCCAUUUCCUUUCAUGCUGGCCAUGAAAACUUAUUCACUCUGCUUACUUAGACUGUAAAAUGUCCUUAGUCCAGGCAGACAGUAGAAAAAGGAGUUGGCAGAGUAGAAAAAUAGGAAUAAGAGAACUUCUCUUGGCAUCAAGGAAGUUUUAUCAGAUCAAGCAUUGGUAAAUACAUUGGUAAAUAAAGCCUGAUUAUGAAAAAUAAGAUGAUUGUUUUUUCUUUUUAAAAAACCCCAAACCACUGGUGAUUUAUGAUUGAGCUUAUUCAGAAUUAAUUUAAGACCAGAAGUGCCAAAACAUGUGUGGGCAGGAAGGCUCAUGUUUGCCUGUAAGCAGCAAAGGAAUAACAGACUUUUGAGCCAAUAGCACAGGAUAGUAUAUUUGCACAAGUUCUGUUUUGCACUUCUGCUAUUUCAGAUAACUCAGCUUAAAAUUCAAACACAAAGUAUUAUACAAUACAGGUUAACAUAGACGUUUAGGAGAAAAUGGCAUCUAAUAAUAUGGAGAAAAUUACUGCUAAAUAAAUAAAUGCAGUAUUCCAAGUGUGGCCUUUCCAAGGCAUUAUAAAGUGGCACUAACACUUCACGUGAUCUUGAGUCUAUCCCUCUGUUUAUGCAGCCCAGAACUGUGUUGGCUUUUUUAGCAGCUGCUGCACACUGCUGGCUCAUAUCUAAAUGGUUAUCCACUAGGACUCCAAGAUCCCUCUCACAGGUACUACUAUUGAGCAAGGUACCACAUAUACGGUACCUGUUCAUUUUUUUUUUUGCCUAAAUGUAGAACCUUACUUUUUUCACUGUUGAAUUUCAUUUUGUUAGAUAGCGCCCAACGUUCAAGUCUGUCAAGAUCUUUCUGUAACUUGCGCCUAUCUUCUGAAGUGUUGGCUAUUCCUGCCAGCUUGGUGUCAUCUGCAAGUCAUUGAUGAAGAUGUUGAAGAGUACUGGGUGUAAAACAGAGCCUUGGGAUACUCCACUGCAUACUUCCCUCCAUGUGGAUGUAGUUCCGUUGAGGACUACACGUUGAGUGCAGUUGGUCAGCCAGUUACGAAUCCAUCUGGUGGUGGUGUUGUCUAACCCACAUUUUUCUACUUUAUCUAGUAGUAGGUUAUGGUCUACUUUAUCAAAUGCUUUACUGAAGUCCAAGUAAAUUAUAUCAACAGCAUUCCUCUGGUCUACUAAUUUUGUCACUUUGUCAAAGAAUGCAAUAAGAUUAGUCCAUGUUGGCUUUUGGUUAUUAUUUUGUUUGCUUCUAUGUGUUCGGUGAUUCGUUGCUUGAUUAUCUUUUCCAGAAUAUUCCCCGGUAUUGAGGUCAGGCUGAUAGGUCUGUAGUUUCCUGGAUCUGUUUUUUUUUCCUUUUUUGAAGAUUUUUUGAAGAUUUGCUCAGUUUGAUUGCUGUUCAUUUUUCAUUUAUGGAAUGCAGCCCCUUUGUUUUACUAUAAUCAAUUUUCAUUUUUCUGUCCUACAAUAAGCAUCUAGGUUUUACUGAUUGAAGAACAACUUAUAUUCAGAAAAGGGGAUGACUGCAUUAUAUGGGUAAAGCAAAUAGGUACUCUUUGUUAGUUAGUGAUAGGGGAUGAAAUUUACUUUUUCUUAGGGCUUGAACUAAAAUUAAGGCUUAAAUUUAAUAAGGAGGGCAGAAUACAGCCUUCUUUAAUUUCUCUUAUUAUUGAAAUUGGGUCUGAGAAUCUUCUGCUUGUCAUAUGCCUUGUACAUAUGUAACUUGUACAAAUUUUCAUGGAACAGUAUAACAAAGCAGCCCCUAAAUACAUUUAUUAGUUUCCUCCACAAUCACUGAUUAGAGAUUGAAUCAAAAAUCACCUCCAAUUCUAUCUCAAGAUUUAUUUUUUUGAUAGAUUAAUUUAGAAUAAGUUGACUUUUAGUUGAUCAUCCUAAAGUAUGCUAAUCAUCAGCCCAAACUUGUUCUUCUUCUAGCCAAUCAAUGAGUUUUUCAUGAAGGUGUUUAAUUUAGUUAGUUUAUGGAUUUAUCACAUCUCCCGCAAAGAGGGACUCUGGGCAGUGUACAGUACAGUAUAAAAAUAUAGAACAAUAGUGAGAAUGAAAACAUUAAAGUUAAAAUUAAAAAUUUUAAGAUUAUAAAAUUAUAAAAAUUUCAAAAUGUAAGAAAAUGUUUAAGAAGGCAAUUUAAUCCUAUUAGAAAUUGGUUGAUGGCCAAGAGAGGGCUCUUAUCAUUUACUAAUAACAUUUAAGAGGCUGGUUGGAUGUUAAUUAGCUGACUUCAAUGUAUUACCCUUAAAUAUUGAGACUAGAAGAAUAGUACCAUCUUUGGGCAUAUGGAUAAAAAGGUGGAGUCAACAGGGAGUCCAUCACUUUGCAUUAGCUUUUACUGGAGAAAAAACAAAUCUCUAAAACCAGCUUUCCUAUUUUUUGAGAUGGGUCAUCAGUGGUGAAAUCCUAUUUUUUUUACUACCGAUUCUGUGGGUAUGGCUUGGUGGGCGCGGCAGGGGAACGAUACUGCAAAACCUACAUUCCCACCCAACUCCAGGGGAAGGAUACUGCAAAAUCCCCAUUUCCUCCCCACUCCUGGGGGAAGGAUAUUGCAAAAUCUCCAUUCCCACCCGAUUCUCCGAACUACUUAAAAUUUCCGCUACAGGUUCUCCAGAACCUGCCAACCUGCUGGAUUUCACCCCUGUGGGUCAUAUGUUUGGAAGUUUUCCGAACUCAAAUUAGUGACCAGGGAUUUUAUGGCUGCAUUUUGGGGACAGAUGAUGGCAAUAUCCAAAUAAAAAUGUCAAAUAAAUCUAAUACGGUCACUGCCCAAUUUUUUAGUUCACCAGUAGCCUCUCAAUUUAAGCAGUACUUAUAUAGUUUGGAUUCUAAGCAUAAAUUUCUAAAUAAAUAUAAAAAAAUGUAUUAUUUCCAUUCAAGAAUCUUUAAUAGGCAAGUACUAUAUCCUUAGUCAAAAUACUAAACUAAAUACUAAAUACUAAACUUGAUUUGAUAGAGAAUAUAUAACUGCAAAGCUGAAUUAGCUCUACUUCAUAAAAUUUAUGCCUUAAGGCAUCAUCUUUGAACUAAAUUAUUAGGUAUAAUUGAUCAAUUGUUUGCUUAAUAGAGAUUUCAACCCUCAAAUUGGCUUAAUAUGUCAUAAAAUAAGGAUUUUGAAAAUUACAGUCUUGAUACAUUUUUAUUUUAUUAUUUAUUUGUAGUAUACUGUUAUUAUCCACACGUCUUCCUCCUAUUUUCCAUGUAACAACCCUAUGAGGUAUGUUGGGCUGAGAAAGAGUGACUGGCCCAAAGUCACUCAGCUGGCUUUCAUGCCUAAAAUAGGACUUGAACUCACAGUCUCCUGCUUUCUAACCCACUAGACUAGACCAAACUGGCUCCUUCUUUACAUCUUUUUCAUCUGUGAUAAGUUUUGGUGAUCUGACAUAUAUAGUACUGUAAUUCAUAUACAGGGACUUACAAACUACCAUAAAUAACAAGGCUAAACAACAGCAUGUAUUUCAUUACAUAAAUACUAUGAUCUCAGUACUUGAGUCAGACACCAGGAUGUAAAUACGCAAUGGUAGCACUUUGUGCAAUCUCACAACAUGAACUGGCAUCAAAGUAGUUUGCUGAAACAGCUUCCUAUUUCCUGCCAUGGUUGUGACAGGAAUUAACUUUCUUAGCCUUGGCCUACGUCAAGGGAUUUGUACAAUAUAGUUACGAAAAUCUGUGUGUGUCAUGCAAGAUGAAUAAUUGACCAAAUAAAUAUCUCAGCGCUAUUGGCUUUCUCUAGCAAUAGUGUGUGUUUCUCCAGUCUGAUUCCUGCUUUGGGUAACUUCUUUGUUUUACUGUUCAGUUCUCUAAUUGGCUAUAACAAGAUGCUGCAUAUUAUUGUGGUUUAACUUACCUGAACACCUGUUUUAAGCACAGAUUAUGCUAUCUUAAACUCUUAGUCAUCUGAUCUUAUGAUGAAUGUUGUGUUGUUGUUUUUCCACAUUAUUGAAAAAGUCCCUCCGUAGCUUAACACAUAGUUUCAGUAUUUACAGUCAUUCCCUGUUG
This is a messenger RNA of Ahaetulla prasina, 10994 nucleotides long. RefSeq names its product inner centromere protein-like. The coding region runs from base 304 to 2802 and encodes 832 amino acids. The record is from RefSeq and is a predicted model, not a curated record. Gene Ontology annotation, cellular component: chromosome passenger complex; meiotic spindle midzone; midbody. The transcript has 18 exons. Gene Ontology annotation, biological process: positive regulation of protein serine/threonine kinase activity; meiotic spindle midzone assembly; mitotic cytokinesis. Gene Ontology annotation, molecular function: protein serine/threonine kinase activator activity. Lineage: Eukaryota; Metazoa; Chordata; Lepidosauria; Squamata; Colubridae.